UUUAAGGACCGCUUCACAACAAGCUGCCCCGAUCCUAAAAGCAAAGUUCACAAGCAGGAAAACGAAGCGCUUCGAUCUCUCGGUGAGUGUUUCUGGAGAUGCAUGUGAAAAACAAUGUGUAAAAUGCUUUAUUUAGAGAGAGAAAAGUAAAAUAAAUAGCAAGCGUGGUAUUUCUUCCCCCCCCCCCUAAGCUAAUAAAUCAUGUGUGAGAGGAAGCCACGGCGAGAAAAUGUCUUCUCACAAGUCAAAGACUGGAAGCAAGAGAGAUGUUACAAAGGUAGUGAAGGAAUCCAGUCCAGUGGAGGAAUAUGUCACACCUGGAGGCUAUGAGCUGGAGAAGAUCCUAAACCGUGGGAGUGUGGCUUACACUCACGUCAACGAGGUCUGGCCUCAUGUCUACAUCGGGGACGAGCAGACUGCAAAGGACAAGUGCAAUCUGAAGAGGUUGGGGAUUACGCACAUCUUGAACGCAGCAGAGGGGACGUGGAACAACGUGGACACCGGAGCGGGUUACUACGGCGACAUGGACGUGGUCUACUAUGGCGUGGUGGCAGAAGACAUCACGACCUUUAACCUCAGCCAGUAUUUCUUCUCUGCUGCCCGGUUUAUAGAAGAAACGUUGAGCAGUCCUCAGAGUUUUCUGUGGCUUGGCAGGCACUCGAUAUCCAGAGAUACACUGUUGGUGCACUGUGUGAUGGGAAGGAGUCGGUCCGCCACCCUCUUCCUGGCCUUCCUCAUGAUCUGUGAAGACAUGACGGUGGUCGACGCCAUCGAACACGUGAAGAACCGCAGGAGGAUCGUCCCCAACUGGGGCUUCCUGAGACAGCUGAGAGAGUUGGACAUGCAGCUCCUCGAGAGAAGAGGGUACGGAGCAGAGCUGAUGGGGGCCCUCGGGGGCCAAGUCAAGUCUCAGGUCGAUGGAGAAUAAUUCAAUCCAGGGUCCAAGUCACAGUGAAGUCAAUCAAAACGAAGCUCUGGUCAGCCUACAAGCAAUGUGAGCCAAGUUUAAGUCAAAUAAAGAGUAACGUGAGAUGAGAUUAAAGUUAAACAUCAAUUCAAGUCUCAACUCCUUUGUAAAUGUAAGUACUGGGAGAUAAAACCAGGUCACGCCUUGCAGUGCGAAUCUCAUGAAGUCUCAAGUUCCCGUCACAAGUUGCACGAUUUCAAGGUUUCUGAAAGCCGUCCAUGAAAAUGACGUUCCCUUUGAAAAUGUGUUGAAUCAUGUUUUUUUCAUAUUAAGUGAGGCCAAUUUAUUUUUAAUGCAAAGGCCUAUAAUUAAAUGCACAAUCGGUGGGCAUGCAGCA
Molecule: messenger RNA, 1304 nt
Organism: Pseudoliparis swirei
Lineage: Eukaryota; Metazoa; Chordata; Actinopteri; Perciformes; Liparidae
Product: dual specificity phosphatase 29-like
Exons: 4
Coding region: 230-928 (232 amino acids)
Biological process (GO): negative regulation of MAPK cascade; protein dephosphorylation
Cellular component (GO): cytoplasm
Molecular function (GO): protein tyrosine/serine/threonine phosphatase activity; MAP kinase phosphatase activity
Source: RefSeq, a predicted model, not a curated record